AUGGAUGUCAGAAAAGAAUCAUCCAAAGCCGGAGGUUGUCCAGCUCCAGUACCUCUGACUGAUCUGGAAUUUAAAGUUGUAUCACUGAUUCCACAGUGCCAAAUUGAAGGGAUAACUGGUGGAUUGGAGUCUGAGGUUGAUGAAAUUUUUCAAACACUGAACAUGGUCAGUGAGAGUGGCCUUCCCACAGAAGAGUACUUUGAUUCGGCCUUCACCAGCGAUGAGAGGAAAAGCAACGAAACACCUGGUCCUAUAUCAAUGUAUGGAACCAUCAAUGGUGAUGAGGCUACCUCUAUGGCUGAACCUGUGGAAACAGCAGAAGAUCAGCCAAGUCAUAAUUCAGCCUCAAAUGAUAAGGACCUAAAGUUGAACAGGUGCAGGCAAAGAAAAUCUGAAAACCCAAAGCACCAGCCUGAAUAUGUUGCCUCCAUCAUGGAAAUGGAGACAACAAAAGCAGAUGCCCUCAAAGAGCUGAUUGAGGUGCAAAAGAGGAUGUUAAAAAUAUCGGAAGACCAUCUCACUUUAGAGCGAGAAAGACUUGAUCUAGAGAAAUCAAAAUUUCAACUGCUACAACAUAUGCUGAUUAAUCCAGGCAACAAAUCUCCCAAUACUCUUUCCCCAGUUAUCCAAUUUAUGUAUUCUUCCUAACCAUGAUAACAUCCCAGUAUCUCACCUGUGUUUAAAAGUAAAAUAUUCAUAAAUUUUGUUGGUAUCUAUUUUGAUAUCUGCAAAUAUAUGUUCAUCUAUGUCACUGUAAUAAACAUAAAUACAUGUAUUUAAUCAA
This is a messenger RNA of Haliotis rubra (blacklip abalone), 784 nucleotides long. RefSeq lists its product as uncharacterized. The coding region runs from base 1 to 648 and encodes 215 amino acids. Lineage: Eukaryota; Metazoa; Mollusca; Gastropoda; Lepetellida; Haliotidae. The transcript is spliced from 6 exons. The record is from RefSeq and is a predicted model, not a curated record.